This is a messenger RNA of Mya arenaria, 2146 nucleotides long. RefSeq lists its product as uncharacterized. The record is from RefSeq and is a predicted model, not a curated record. Lineage: Eukaryota; Metazoa; Mollusca; Bivalvia; Myida; Myidae. Bases 230 to 1192 code for a protein of 320 amino acids. The transcript has a single exon. Gene Ontology annotation, molecular function: nucleic acid binding; 3'-5' exonuclease activity. Gene Ontology annotation, biological process: nucleobase-containing compound metabolic process.
AUUGAAAACAAAAGAAUCAAUACAUCCUGUUUCGGCAAUAGACCAACCAAUUUCUCCCAUAUCGGCAACAAAAGUAUCGACAAAAGAACCAAUUUCUCUAAUACCGGAUACUGAUUCAAACAUUUUAAACACAGCGGAGGGUGGAGAUGGAGAUGAUGAAUUUAUUAACCAAGAGAAACACUGGCAGAAUUGCUGGAAUGCAAUCAGGCAUGCUGUUUCGAAAGGCCAAAUGUUGGCAUUGGAUUGCGAAGGUGACAGCCUUUCACGUAAAGGUAAAGUUCAGCUCCUGUCAAUAGCUACCCGGAAAAAGUCAUAUAUCUUGGACAUACAGAAACUGAAAGCGCUUCCGUUUGAGGGAGGUUUACGUGAACUUUUAGAAGACAAACACGCGAUUAAGUUGAUGUUUGAUUGCAGGGAGGAUGCUGAUGCUUUGUUUCACCAAUUCCAUGUAAAAUUGGAUGGUGUGCUCGACAUUCAACUGCUUGAGAUAAUGAAACGUCACGAGUUUGAGAGAAAAAAUAUAAAUAGGAAAAGAGGCGACCACACGUAUGGUGCGAUUUAUCUUAAAAGUUUAUUGGGCUGUAUUAAAGAAAAUAUUGAAUUCGAGGAAAUGGUUAAACAUAAGGAAUACGGAAAAGGGCUUGAAAGGGAAUGGGCGAAGCGACCUCUUACCGCUGAACAGAUAAAAUACGCAAAAACUGAUGUGCUGUCGUUAUUCUGUUUGUUUGACCACUUUAAGCCCGACGAUGAAGAAAUGACAAGGCUGAAAGUUGCAUCGCAGAUUUAUGUAGACUUAAAAAGGUCUAUUCCUUUCCGUGUGUACAACGAUUUCGAAAACAACAAGUAUCUUCCAGUUGACGUAAUUCCAGAUAAGGGAACAACCAGUUUUCCAGUUGGGUUUGUUUCAUGUACGACAUGUCAUCGGCUUUUUCCGUGGGAUGAAUUUUCCAAAAAUCAAUUGAAUAAGCACAAUCAGAUGUGUAGAACAUGCAAGAAAGUAAAGAAUGAUAAAGACGAAGAGAAAAACAGGCUUGCAAACUACGAGAGGGCAGAGAGGGAAGAAGAAUCAAGGUGGGACCAGUGUGAAUAUGAGUUAUAUGAUAGUGAGCCCGAGAGAGCAGAGAGGGAAGAGUGGGCAUAUGAAGAAGACCGAUAUGAUCAGUAUUGUGACAAUGAUGAUGAAUGGUGGUAAUUUUAAGAUGUUCUCAAUUUUAAACUGAUAUACUUUUGUAAGUAUUUGAUUGAAAACACAGACAACUUUUUUGUGGUCUUAUAACGUUAUUUCUUUUAAAUUGUCACUCAAAUUUGUAACUCACGAAUGUUCUGAAUUUAAGCUGAAAAAAAAUUGUCAGCUCCGUAGUAUAUGACAAGGUUAUUUUCAAUUCAAAUUCAUUAUAUUGAUGCAAGAAACACCUUUUAAGCAAUAACUUUAUAUGAUUAAGCUAAAAAGCACGUAAUUAUGACAUUUUUUUAAAUGAUGUAUUUUCAUGAUUAUUGCUUUCUUAUCGACGAUAUACCGGAAAGUAAUUUCUGAAAUGAGCUCAACUUAUGUCACCACAUAACAGCAAAGAAAUAGCGGAUAUUUGUUUAUUUCAGUGUAAGAUCAUAUUUUAUUUCACAAGUGUCAUAGAAAAACAUAUUUUCACGAGUGGCGAAGCCACGAGUGAAAAUGUAGUUUUUUUUAUGAUCACGAGUGAAAUUAAAUACGAUCUUACACUGAAAUAAACAAAUUUUCUGUUUCUUUUAUGCUUAUUUUCGGAGUUUUAUUUGUUUUUUUUAUUUAUUUCUGAAUUACCCCCUGUUUUGAAAAGGGUGGGCUUUACGCCGCUACCCGUGGCGCGCCCCUCAUGCAUAAUUAUAGCUGUCAACUUUUCUACUUUCGGUUUGCUGAGAAAUAGUUCUCUGCUAUUCAUUCUUAUAGCUUAAUAUUCGCUCGUUUUUUAUUGCAAAGCUUUAUGAACAGUAAACAAUGAAGUAUUAUUAGUGCACAUAUGUUCCAAAAAUAAUGAAAACACUUUUUAUUUUAAGAUGGACAUGAAUCAUAACCAAAUUACUACGCCGCUAUUUAAAGAAUGAAAAUUUGGAAGGUCAAAUGUGUUAGCAAAACAAAUGUGGAUACUCAUUGGAUUUUAACCAUUUUUCUUAG